This is a messenger RNA of Paramuricea clavata, 2968 nucleotides long. NCBI's taxonomy places the organism in Eukaryota, Metazoa, Cnidaria, Anthozoa, Malacalcyonacea, Plexauridae. The record is from the annotation of a GenBank genome assembly.
CUUUUUCUUUCAAAGGAUCAAAUACCAAUCCUAGGAAUUUCGCCGGGCAAGGAACUGCAGGUAUGUUUAAUUAAUUGCAUUAAUAUAUAAUUAAUUAAUAUAUUAGGAAUUCGCUGGGCUGCAUGUUCGAUUCCUUCCAAUGGAAAUUUCCAUCUACAAACCCGUCAAUAUAUUACCCAUGCACAAAUGUAAUCCGUUUUUGAAAAAUGUUAGAUAGUUAUAAAUAGCGCACACGUACAGGUAAUUGACCAAAAAUCAAUUCAUUUUUAAACAAAAUCCAAUAGCUUCUCUUAAUUAUUAAUAAUCUAUUAUUUAAAUCAACUGUUGUGAUGUACAGGUUUAUUCUCGAUCCUGGUAGUAACUACGUCGGAUAAAUAACACCUACAAGAACUUUUAGAUAAACCGGAAACAAAAAACAAAAUCAAAGGCCGUUGAGGCCCACUCAUGGAUAAGAUCAAGCAAAAGUGACAGAAAGAAUUAGAGCAGUUUGCAGUUGUUUCGCAAACCGGACACCUCGCCAUUUCACACAGUUGGCAAAUCAAAAGAACGAUCGCGUGAUCCAGCCCGAUUUCCUGUUGUGAAAGGCCCGAUUCGUUUUCAAACAGUGCGCGCGAAGCAGGCUGGUUAUUUCCCAUUGUUUAACUGUCCCACACUCAAGCAACCGCAAAGAGCACAAAGGCAAAAGAGCAGAGCGAAAACGACAAAAACAAUCACAACGGCAAAGACAGACAGGGACAACGACACCAGCAGUAGCAUGAGCAACAGCAGCAACGAAAAUUGUAGCAAUGACAAUGACAACUUGACGCAGAGACUUAUGUUCAAUAUUUCACGUACAUAUUUUUAAAUCCAUGGACAUACGGAUUAUUUUUUCCUGUCCGUGAUCCCAGAUCCCUAACGUAAAUGGAGCCUUCUGAUCGGUUGGCGAGGUCCAUAUCAUACGAUACGAACCUCUCGCACACGUUACGUACCUCUCACAUCUCGCGCCAAAACAAACCGGAGGAGCGGAACAAUUUUCAAACCCAAAAAAAUAAUCCAAAAUAGCUGAAAUUAAGGCCCUCCCUGUCGAUACUAAAGAUAAAAAAUAAGCUGAACUGACUUCAAUGUAUUUAGUGUCAAGCCCGAAAUGUAGGCCUACUGUUUUCCGAAAAAUUAGUGCCAAAUAUUUAGUUUCAAAAGCUCAGCAUAUAAUUUAUGCCCAGCUCGUCAUAUUUCGAAAAACAUACGUUACAAUACAAAUACUGAAACCAAGGACUUAGCCUCAAACAUAAAAAAUUAAAAAAAUACCUUACAGCACGUUACAGGUAAACUGCGCGAAGCGUCCUCUUUUGACUUCCUAACUCAUUGGGAAUUUUCCUCACUAGCUUUGCAAAUUUGAAAAACUCUUUGCAAAUAUAUCCCAUGAGGGAAUUUGCAAUAUUCCUAUGUGCGUUGAAAUUAUUGCAAUGCAAAAAACUCCAUUGUAAAUUUUCCUACCUUCCUGUUUUAAUUUCCUGACUUCCUGUUCUGUUCUGAGCGUUGUUAUUCGUGGAUUAUUUUUGUUAGCCAAUUGCAACGCGCAGAACAGGGCAGGAAGUUAGGAACUUGUAACAGGAAGUUAAGAACUUCUAACAGGAAUUGAGGAAUAUUUUAUCGGCUUUUAGCAACAUUGCAACAUGUACUUUUUAAUGCAAAGGUAAUGCGGAAAAUUGCAAUCAAUUUAGAAACUCAAAAGAGGAACGAUUCACACGUAGUUUUCCUGUAAACGGAAUUCUAAACAUGAUUUCGUGCCUCAUUUCAGUCAUAUAAUUCGUUUUUAUAUAUUGUUAAUUGUCUUUGUUGUCGGCAAGUGCAAUUUAUUGCUGCGUGUCGAAAGAACAUUUUUGAAACAUGUUAUUAGGCUAAAACGAUCAGAAUAAAUAAUUGUCUUUAUGCAUCAAAAAUAAAGAAUUUUAUCGUGUUGUUUUUUGGACUAAAGUAAUUUAAAUUGAAAUAAACAAAGUUAACACAACUGAUCUCAAAUCUAAUUCGCCACUGGAGUUUUUUAGGAAUUUAAUUAAGCAUCGCGCAAAAAUUAAUAAUUUAUAAGUUAUUUGAAAAAUGUUUAGUUUUCCUUCAGUCUCAGAAGCCUCCCACGACCUUCGGUCUCGGGCCGCUUUUGAGACCGAGGGAAAUAUUUUUCAAUACGGACCUCACAGCAAGUAAACUUUCAUUAUUUACUCCUUAAUUUCUACAUAGGUACAGAUCGACACAACAUGGUGGAAAUGGAAGACCCUUCUGUGAACUAUCCUUUAACCUCGGGAAAACCGUUAACAAUGUUCACUAACGCUAAAAUCAUUUGGUCAAGUCAUAAAAGAACGAAGACUAAACAAGAUCUCGUUACAAGUAUGGCUUCCUCUGGGUACUACGACAGCGUUUCGCACUAUAAAGCUUUGGUAGCACAGAAUAAAGCACUUAAUGAUGAGUUAAACAACGCUCCAGCAUCGUAUCGUGGUAUGCUAUUGAGGUUUGCACCGGGUGAACAUUACUACAUGUGUACAAGAAACAACAACUUCAGUAAUCGUGACCAGAAAGGUAGACUUGGGGUCCGACCAUGAAGCUGUUACGGACUAUCAACUCAAGCUACAUUGUCUCCUGGUUCUUUGUAGUCACGGGAAACUGGUUUGAUAUAGACAUUGCAUGAGAUUAAAUUUAAAUUUGUAUCUUUAGAAAUAACCGAAACUGUACUGUAUUUUGCAUGCAACUUUUCCUAACUAUUUGUUUAUGGCUAAUAAUUGUUAAGUACAAAAUAAUUAGACUGAAUUUCCUUCUUUAAGGCUGCAUAUUUAUCUUUUAUAGUAUUUUACCCUACCCAUGACCUCUCACUUCAUUGAUAUAGCAAAGUAAAGUUUCUCAAAAACCAAACAAGUAUCGAGAGACUCUAAAAUUAACAAUCGAUACAUGCAUUAUUCUUUCAAACUUGAUAAGCCCAAAUCACUGUAAACUAUUGCGG